Messenger RNA from Ictalurus furcatus (blue catfish), 3149 nucleotides. RefSeq names its product serine/arginine repetitive matrix 1 (gene srrm1). The coding region runs from base 125 to 2548 and encodes 807 amino acids. Gene Ontology annotation, cellular component: spliceosomal complex. Gene Ontology annotation, biological process: mRNA processing; regulation of mRNA splicing, via spliceosome. Gene Ontology annotation, molecular function: RNA binding. NCBI's taxonomy places the organism in Eukaryota, Metazoa, Chordata, Actinopteri, Siluriformes, Ictaluridae. The transcript is spliced from 17 exons. The record is from RefSeq and is a predicted model, not a curated record.
UCACACAAACCCCUCCAUCCGGAAGUGAAGAGAGAAGAACGAGCUGAGAGGCGCCGCGGUGGAUUGUGGGAUUCCUUAGCUUGUCUUUACACGGACCGACGUUCGUUUUGCCCACGGUUAUAAAAUGGACGCGGGGUUUUUCCGCGGCACCAGCGCGGAGCAGGACAACCGAUUCAGUAACAAGCAUAAGAAGUUGCUGAAGCAGCUGAAGUUUGCAGAAUGUCUGGAGAAAAAGGUGGACAUGACCAAAGUAAACCUGGAGGUCAUCAAGCCGUGGAUCACGCAGCGCGUCACGGAGAUCCUCGGCUUCGAGGACGACGUCGUCGUCGAGUUCGUCUUCAACCAGCUGGAGGAGAAGAAUCCGGACGCUAAGAUGAUGCAGAUUAACUUGACCGGUUUCCUGAACGGGAAGAACGCACGUGAGUUCAUGAAGGACCUCUGGCCCCUGCUGCUGAGCGCCCAGGAGAACAUCGCCGGGAUCCCGUCCGCCUUUCUCGAGCAGAAGAAAGAGGAGAUCAAGCUCAGACAGGAGUCUCUGGCAGUUCUGAAAAAGGUAGACGAAGAUAAGAAAGACAGAGAGAGCAAAGAGAAAGCUCAGAACAGGAGUCCCAAGCGACCUUUCCUCAGAUCUUUUUUUGACUCCAGGAGAAAAUCUCGUUCACCGGCAAAGCGCGAAAGGAAACGCAGCCACUCUCGCUCGCCUCGACGCAAUCCCAGCCCACCAGCUCUGCCCCUGCCCAGUCCACCCAGCCAAAAACCCGAGCCCCAGCCAGAGCCCGACCAAUCAGAGAGCUCCAAACCAGAACCGCUGGUCCUGGAGGCUUCCUCUACCAGUGAUUUGGCGAACGACGCAAAACCGGAUUCGGUGUCUGAGGUUCCCAAGGACGCGUCUCCGGAGAAACCCGCAAAGGCAGAGGACAAACCGAAGCCGAGAGAUCCGAAAGAACGGGACCGGGAGAAAGAUGGACGGCGAGAUCGUCCACGCCAUCGAACGCGGUCUCGCUCGCCCCGCCCCCGGCGACGCCACCGGUCACGCUCUCGGACGUACUCGCCCCGGCGCAAACCAAGUCCAAGGAGACGCGUCUCCCCCCGACGCAGGAGUCCUCCGAGACGGCCACCUCCUUCCAGACACAGGCGCAGCCGCUCACCUGCCCGCAGGCGGCGUUCACGUUCUCGCUCGUCUUCAGGCAGCUCGUCCUCGCGCUCGCCUCAUAAGAGGCCCGCUAAACGCAGCUCCGUCACGCCGCCCAGGAAACAACCACGCCGCACUGACACGUCCUCCAGCCCCAGCGGGAGGCGCCGCAGCCCCUCAGGUUCAAAUCGGCGACCCGCUGGAAGAAACGAGUCGCCGUCUCCUGCUCCUAAACCCAGACGAUCAGACCUAUCAGAAUCAGAGGAGGAUAAGUUGGGGAAAGGGGCACCGGUCGAUUCGGUCCAGCAGCGACGGCAGUAUCGCAGACAGAAUCAGCAGUCCUCUUCAGAGACCGGAUCAUCCUCCUCAUCCUCAGAGGAUGAAGGGCCGAGGAGGCCAGGCAGAGGGCCACCAGCAAGGAACGGCGACAUCAGGAGGAGGCGGAGUCACUCACCCAUGUCACCUAGGAGACGGCACAGGGAUGCGUCACCGAGAAAGAGACGUUCUCCGUCUCCUCGACGUCACCGCUCGCCUUCACCCAGACGCCGUCGCUCACCGUCACCUCCACCCAGACGCAGGUCGCCCUCGCCCCCUCCUCGCCGCUAUUCCCCGCCCAUCCAGCGUCGCUACAGCCCCUCGCCUCUUCCCACUCACAAGAGACGCCCUUCUCCUUCGCCCGCUCCUCCGAAGCGCAGCAGUCCUCGCUCAUCUUCCUCCCCCCCUCCACGCUCACGCCGCAGCCCACCCAUGUCCUCCUCAGGACGCCAGGGCAGCCCUCAGAGCAGAUACCCGCCUGCGGGGUCGUCUCCGCAGCGGCGCGGACAGUCUCCCGCUCACGGCAGAGCCAUCCGCAGGGUGUCGCGUACACCUGAGCCACGUAAGACACAGAGAGGGUCUCAGAGUCCACGGCCAAUGAGAAGACAGUCCUCUCGUUCGCGCUCUGCCUCUCCCGAUCGUUUCCCAGCAUCCUCGGCGGCAGCUUCCGGGUCUCUCAAGCGGCCGGCUCCGGCGUCUGCGUCCCCGUCUCCUUCUCCCGCCCGCUCGGCCAGCGGCUCUCCUGCUCCUCCCCCUCCUCCUCCACCCCCGGCCAAGAAGGCCAGCAGCGCCUCGCCAAGCCCCUCGCCCAACAAGAACUCUGAUGUUGAUGUCGGCAAGAAAAAGAAGAAAAAGAAGGAGAAGAAACACAAGAAGGACAAGAAGCACAAGAAGCACAAGAAACACAAGAAGGAGAAGAGCGCCGCCGCAGCGCCGGGGGACGGACAGGAAAACGCUCGGGUGGAGGAAGAGCACGAAUCCGAUCAGAAAAAGGAAUCAGAGAGUGAAGUAGACGACAGUCUGGAUGAUCUGGAGAAGCACCUGAGGGAAAAAGCACUGCGCUCCAUGAGGAAAGCCCAGAUUUCCCCGCCCCAGUCCUGAGUCCUCUCUCUCUCUCUCUCUCUCAUUUUUUUCGACAUUUUGUUCAGCUUUAGAAUGUGUACAAAUUGUUCAGAGUUCACCCACGAUGUUGGUAUGGUGUUAAUUUUAUUUUAUUUUUUUUGAUGAAAUUUGUGUUGAAUUUUGCAGCAUGAUCUGUUUCUCCAGCCACUAAAGAUGAUGUAAAGAAAAUAAAUAAAUGCCCCGUGCCCACCCCCGCCCCUCCCCCUUCCACCCCAACUCCUCCCUUCUUUCCUUCCUCCUGCACCUGAUCAUAACUCUGAGACUGAGAGUUAGCGUGUAGAUUUUUUCUCUCUCUCAUGACCUCACGCAGUGUUUUUUAUAAAUAUUACUAUUUUUUUUCCUUUUUUUUUUUUUGUUUUUUUUUCCUGGUUAGGGGCGCAGAUCUGCGUUUGUCCACCCGUGUGCACGAUCCAUACAGUAAACACACACACACACACUGUGCAGAAACGGAGAACAAGCGAGGACUCUCUGCUUCUCGCCCCAAUGUUUGUUUUGUAACUUUUUAAUUUGUUUCAAGUCGUUGAACCGUUUGAAGAUUUCUGGCUUUGAAAAAGUCGCAUUAAACGAAAGGGUAAACUUG